AUACUGCAUUAUCUGAUGUAACUGACUCAUCACAGUGUUGCUCUCUUUGUGGUGUUAGUCCUAAAGAAAUGAAUGAUAUUGACAAGGUGUUACUGAAGUUGCACACUCAAAAUGGAUUACAAUAUGGGAUUUCAAUUCUACAUGCAUGGAUACGAACAUUCGAAUGCUUAAACUAUUCAAUGAACAUAUUGCUUACAAAUUGCCAGUUAAAAAAUGGUCAGCAAGAUUGCCAGCUGACAAGCAACAAAUCGAAGUGCAACAGAAAAAUAUUCAACUUGCUUUUCAAGAGAAGAUGGGAUUGAUUGUCUAUAGGCCUAAGGCUGGCGGCUCAGGAACAUCUAAUGAUGGCAACACCUCCAGAAGAGCCUUUCAGAAUGAACAACUGUUUUCUGAAAUCACAGGACUCAAUUUUGAACUUAUAAAAAUGUUCCAUGUUGUUCUGACUUGUAUUUUAUGUGGUUUUGAGCUUGAUGCAGUUUUAUUCAGGGAAUACUGUACACAUACAGCUAGGUUUUACGUGGAGUGCUAUCCAUGGUAUUAUAUGCUGCAGAGCAUUCACAAAAUGCUAAUUCAUGCUCCCAGUGUUGUUGAUUACAUGACAUUACCAAUUGGGCUCUUAAGUGAAGAAGCUAUAGAGGCUCGGAAUAAAGAUUUUAAAAAGUAUCGUGAGCAUUUUACACGCAAGUGUGACCGUAUCAAAUGUAAUGAAGAUUUAUUUAAGCGAUUAUUUUGUUCUAGUGAUCCAGUCAUUUCUUCACUAAAAACAAUAGUUAGUACUAAGAAGAAGGUUUUGCCAGAAGGUGUUCUGCAACUGUUAAAAAACAGUGUUUAGUUGUUUUUUUUAUGGAAUUUUACAGGCUAAUUUUUGGUUUCUUUAGUUAUUAUUAAAAUUUAAGUUUACGCAUUGUAAAUUAAAAUUGUUAAUAUUCUAUAAUUAACAUAAAUUAAAAAUUUCCCACAUACAUUUAUUUGGAACACCAGAGCAUUUAAAAUUCUAUUUUUU
Molecule: messenger RNA, 1003 nt
Organism: Hydra vulgaris (swiftwater hydra)
Lineage: Eukaryota; Metazoa; Cnidaria; Hydrozoa; Anthoathecata; Hydridae
Source: RefSeq, a predicted model, not a curated record